Molecule: messenger RNA, 2227 nt
Organism: Eleginops maclovinus (Patagonian blennie)
Lineage: Eukaryota; Metazoa; Chordata; Actinopteri; Perciformes; Eleginopidae
Product: N-acetyllactosaminide beta-1,3-N-acetylglucosaminyltransferase 2
Exons: 2
Coding region: 147-1505 (452 amino acids)
Cellular component (GO): Golgi membrane
Molecular function (GO): UDP-glycosyltransferase activity; hexosyltransferase activity
Source: RefSeq, a predicted model, not a curated record
CUGACUCAACAUUAGAAGAGACUUUCAUCUUGUGAGAGAAGAAGUCAAUCUUGAUUAUUUUUUCUUAAAAAUAAUGGGCCCAUUGGAUUUCUAACAAAAAUAGACGAAAUAAAGUGAAUUUUGGAGUCUUCACUUAAGACAGGUAAAUGGCAAACUGUUUCUGUCACUGGCGCAGAGCACUGAUCUGUGUGUGCACACCCUUCAUCUCCCUGGCACUGCUGCUAGUUUACAUUAUGGUCAUGUUGUGUACUGCCAUAAGUUCAGUACCUGGGACAAUGCCGCAAAAUCCUCACUUUGUUGCCCCAGGGACUUUCAAGAAUGAAAGCUACGCCCCACUCCCUAAAAGUUUCUGGGAUACCAACCUGCCUGGUCAAGCCAUAUGGAACCGCCUCCAGCUGACCAUUGAACGCCGUUUCAACCCCAUCCUCCGCCCUAACAAACGCAUGAGGGGAUUUAAAAAUAGUAUUUGUAAUGAGUCCAUACUGAAGAAUGUUUACUCUGAAGUUACCGACGCAAACAAAAAUGAUGACAAUCUACCACAGCAGAUAAAAGAUUUUCAAAGAUAUAUGCACAGGAGAGACUACCCAUUGCUCCUCCAGCCAGAUGGAGUAUGUGGAGCCGGAGCACAGGAUGAGAAGGAGCCCCCACUUCUUCUUCUGGCUAUCAAGUCAACACUGCUGAAUUUUAAGAACCGGCAUGUCAUUCGACAGACAUGGGGCCAGGGAGGAUGGGUAGAUGGACACAAGAGAAACAGCAAUGGUGGAGGGUACGUCCGCAGGGUCUUCCUGCUAGGCAAGGAAAAUACAGAUGAGCUGGGUGUGGAUCUAUCUGAGAUACUGCAGAUGGAGAGUAAACGCUAUGGAGACCUUUUGCAGUGGGACUUUAGGGACACAUUUUUCAACCUCACCUUGAAAGAUGUGCUGUUCUGGAAGUGGUUCUCAAGCUCGUGCGGCCAGACUAGCUUUGUGUUUAAAGGGGAUGACGAUGUCUUUGUUAACACCCCAAAUAUGUUGAGCUACCUAAAGGGUGAGAUAAAGAAGCUACAAGCACAUGAGACAAUGAAAGGCUUUAUGGUUGGCGAUGUCAUAGUUUCAGCGUUACCCAACCGAGCCAACAAGUCUAAGUACUAUGUCCCAGAAAGCUUCUUCAAGGGCCAGUAUCCUAGCUAUGCAGGUGGUGGAGGGGUGGUGUACUCAGGCCUAUUGGCCAAACGCCUACAUGAUGUGUCUGAAAGGGUUACCCUGUAUCCCAUUGAUGACGUUUAUGUGGGAAUGUGUAUGGUUAGACUAAAUGCUGGUCCAGUCCACCACCCCGCCUUCCUUACGUUUGAUUUUCGUGGAAAGGAGGAAGACCAACUAUGUUCGUAUCAUGGAAUCCUGUUGGUCCACAGACGACUCCCCAACCAAGUAUUAAAACUGUGGGCCAACAUGAAACAAACAGAGGCACAGUGUUUGGAUAUGCCCCUGAGAGGAGCUGAUAGAAGAAACACAACAGCUGUAAGCUAAUCCUCCAUUUCUCUAUAUUAAAGAUUCUCUAAAGCUUUUGUUGAUCUGUCAUGAAGAGGUGACACUGUAUUACGCUGUAUUUAUUUACUGCAGGCAUCCAUGUUCUGGGGCUAUAUUUAAUUAUCUUAGACACUGUGAAAACCCUGAGGUCCAUCAACAUACCAACAGACGGAUCAAUAUUAAAAAUGAUUGUUUGAAAAUUCACUACAAAUAAGAAAUAUAAUUGGAAAUAACAAUUAUUAGUAUUCGCAUUAUAUACAAAUAAUCUGUUUUGAUUAGAUUAAAGCAUUAUCAUUGAUGUUAUGUCUUUUCUAAAUUUAGCCAAGCUUGCUAACAUUUGCUACACCAGCCAAAGUAUGCAGAUGGGAGAUGUUAUCCUUUCUGGAAAAAGGGUUUAGGCAAUCAAACUAUUUUGUUGAAUAUAAAUAAUAAAACACAUUAAGAAUCAUGGUUCGGGUAAAACUGGACCCUUUCUGGCACUGAUGGCUAACUUCAGCCAUUAGCUAAGCCUAAGCUUGUGGUCAUAUCAGAUAAUGUGAGGUUGAAGUAGCAAAACAACCAUGUGUAUUCUAGAGAGCAAUGUUUUAUUUCCUGUGAAUUCAUAUUGUUGGUAAGCAGAACAAUGUGUUAGCUUUUCCUAAAAAAUGUAUACAGUAGUCUUGUUUUAAAGGUCCCCUAUUAUGCAAAAUGCACUUUUUGAUGUCUUUUAUACAUAAAUAUGU